GUUUACUAUUGAUAAUCUCAAUUAGAUAUAUUUGUCUAAAAUGACAUUGUACAAAAUUAUUGCACCUAGUCAAUUAGUUGCAAACUAUGUUUGCUCAAAAACUAAUUGUUUGUUUAGAUAUAAAUUAGCAUCYCGGUGCUUGAGUAGUAGUAGUAGUAGCCAGGUGCCAUUAUCAUCAUCAGCAGCAUUGGAGGCAAAAAAACAAAAAUUAUUUCAAUUCAAGGGUGCAAUGGCACCGGUUUUCACACCGUUCGAUAGCAAAGGUGAGGUUGAUGUCCAACAAAUCGGCGGUUAUGUUAAGUAUUUAGUUGACAUUGGAGUUCGUGGUGUAUAUAUAGUGGGCACUACUGGUGAGGGUUAUAGUCUGACAAACGAUGAAAGACUAUCACUGGGUAAAGCCUGGCGCCAGGAGAUCACUGCUCAAGGAGUCGAUCUAUUGGAUGUGGUCAACGUUAGCUCUUUGUGUGUAAAAGAGUCCAUACAUUUAGCCCAGCAAUCGGAAGCUAAUGGUUCGGGCGCUAUAGCUGUAUUACCGCCCAGUUAUUACAAACCCAACAGUGUCGGCGAAUUAAUAAACUUUAUGAAACUGAUAGCUCAGGCGGCGCCCAAUACACCGCUUAUCUACUAUAAUAUACCGCCAAGAGUUGGAAAACUUAACUUAAACAUAAAUGAGGCAAUUGUUGAGGGCGUCAAACAAAUACCACAAUUGGCAGCAAUCAAAUAUUCCGAUGAUAGCAUUAUUAGCUUACAAUUACUUCAGCAACAACUCAGUGGACAGUUGUUUAAAAUAUUUCUCGGCUUUGAUGAGACUAUCCUACGUGUGCUGACUGGUUUGCCUGGAUACAAUGCGGCAAUAGCACCGUCAUUUAAUUUGUUGGGCAUAGCACAGACCUACAAUAGAUAUCUACAGUUUAUUGAACAGUCUGAAACUGAAAGUGCCAGUAGAGAACAGCAGAUAAUUUUGGAGGAAUUUUUAAAACACAAGUCAACUGGUAAUCCGAUAUUGUCUAUGAAACUGGCAUUGAAUACCAGUGCCCAGCGUUGGUCGUUUAAUGUUGGCUAUCCGCGACCACCUAUUUCUUUUAAUUAUGAUUUUAGACAUUUAUAAACAUUAUAAUUAUUAUG
Molecule: messenger RNA, 1125 nt
Organism: Oppia nitens
Lineage: Eukaryota; Metazoa; Arthropoda; Arachnida; Sarcoptiformes; Oppiidae
Product: N-acetylneuraminate lyase-like
Exons: 5
Coding region: 41-1108 (355 amino acids)
Biological process (GO): N-acetylneuraminate catabolic process
Molecular function (GO): 4-hydroxy-tetrahydrodipicolinate synthase activity; N-acetylneuraminate lyase activity
Source: RefSeq, a predicted model, not a curated record